AUGUUCUAUUUAAAUUUAAAAAUAGAACUUGAAAACAUAUUUCAAGUGUUAAGUUGCGAUUAUUUUUGUUACAGAUAUAUUUUUUGAUAAUUUUAACAUCGAAUUUUUUCUGUUAAGUUGUUUUUUUAAUCGUUGCAAUCAUGCCGUCUAACUCAGCUUUUCUGAGUGUUGCUACUGGGCUCCCGCGCACACCCAUCAAUCAAAAUUGUUCUGACAGCGCAGUUGUUAAUGAGUUGAUGUGGAAAGUUUUGGAAUCAAACGUCUCUCUGGUCGGACUGGACGAGGUGCGUGGUCAGAAACUCAUCGUGGACUCACGUUGUUGGUACCAUUUGUUGCAUGUGGAGAAUGAUCAGCUGGUUACCUCUUGCAGAAAAUCUCAAAGAAAUUGUAAAUUAAACAACAGUGGUGAUACUAAAAAAACUGCCAGUUCCGUUAUGAAGGAACAUGACACAAAUUCUAAAUUGCAAAUAGUCUUUUGGCAGCUGUUUAAUUUAAAUGUGAACCAGUUAAGAUUGCUUGUGCUGUUUGAAAAACUGAAGGCUACCAAAUCAAAGCGAGAUGCUGCCAUCAACAAACAGAUUACAUUCAAUAAUAAGUCCAAAGAAUUAUUAACAAAGAUGUCCAUACCUUAUGAGAAUGUUGAUGAUAUUGAUCUGGAGUUAGCGAAGAGAAUUAAAAAUAAUGACUUUGAUGCUUCCUUAACAAACAGUUCAUCAAUGCUGCUCUAUGGCUGUGGCAAAGUUUUUCAUCACAAGUCAACAGAAGCAACACUGAGCAAGUGCAACCAGUCACUACAAAGUAUGAAGUUAGUUAGAUAUUCAUCAGACGACCAAGGCAAUAAAUCAAUAUUAUUAGCUCUGUAUGCACUCUUGACAUUCUACCAAUCUGGAAACUACAAGACGACAGCAACAGCAGCUGUAAUAAAAAACUCUGAUAGACCAGGAGUCUCCCAACAUAGAUCCAGAUUAUUUUCAGUUGGAUUUGAACAUCCAGAUGAUUUUACUAAAAGCUGCAGUGAUGACGUGGAAUCAAAACAGUCCACUAUCUCAACAAAAUCUCAAAAUUCAUCCACAGUCACAAGAAAGAAGUCUGCCAAAAAGUCAGCAGUUCCAUGCAAAGAUGCAUCAAAUAAUGGAGAAAGUGAUGAUAAGGUUGUUGGCGGUUCAGAAGUUUCCACUAGAAAUGGUGAUGGCACAUGUGCCAAAAGUGACGACAAAAUGUUUAAUUUAAUUUUUGAGUUUGUUCAUCAGAUGAAAGAUAAAUCAUUGUUGAGUAUCUACAAAAGGCUUGAACAACUCUGCUCAUCUUCAACAGCAGCAGAAACGAGCUUUGAGAUGACAGAUGUUGAAAAGGCGUUAUCAUUCUUGUUCACAGAUAAACUGACCAGUCAUUUGAACAAUAUUCAGAAACAUUACCACAUGAAAGAAGAAAGUCUCGGCUCUCCCAGAAGUGAUGAUGACAUUAAGUGGACCAGGCCAGAUUUCCAUUUAUUACAAGAAUACACUAAGAGCCUGCAUCUAUCACUGCCAUGCAAGCAGUUGUUGAGUUACGUUGUCGCCUUUGAUUUGUAUUAUCUCUCAAAUGGUAUUUUCAGUGGAGAUUCAUUUCCUGAUGGCUUCAGCAGACCUGAAAAGAUAAUGCGACUGAGCAAGAAAAAAGAGGCGGAACUCUAUGAAAUUAAAUGGAGUUUUAUUCCUGGUACAGAGGCUCUGAGAUCAAGGGACCUAGUUACGACUGAAUACAAAAACGUGUUCUCUGCUGCCUUUCCAAAAAUUGCCUCCAAAUUUGAAGGAUGGAAGUUGAGAUCAGAUGAUGAUGACGACGAGGAUGAAGAAGAUGGUGGCGACGAGUUGGCCCGCAAAUCACCCAGUCCGGUUAAGAAGGACAGAGGUAAGAGGAAGACAUGUGACCCUAUGGACACACCAGCUUCAAACAGCAGCGGUAGAACCACAUUGAAGGAUUACUACGUGGCGAGGAAGAGACUGAACUUUUAA
Molecule: messenger RNA, 1994 nt
Organism: Helobdella robusta
Lineage: Eukaryota; Metazoa; Annelida; Clitellata; Rhynchobdellida; Glossiphoniidae
Exons: 11
Coding region: 141-1994 (617 amino acids)
Source: RefSeq, a predicted model, not a curated record